AUGAUGGCCGACAGUGGUGACCGGGUCGAGGACCACGUCGAGGCCUUUGACAGCCAAGAGUCCCAGGCAACAACCCAUGAUAAGCCGCAGCAGCCGCCUGGAGGAGAUCCCAUCCAGAACGAUCAGGCUCAUCUUGAUCCCAGCCGGUGGUGGUUUGCCAGCUCCGCAUUCCCCCUCAUCGCCGGCACACUCGGGCCUGUCGCCAAUGCCUUCAGUAUAUGCGCCCUGGUUCGCCCCUGGAGGCAGAAGUUCCCCCCGGGCUCUGACCUUGACAAGGCUGAGUUUGUCACGGAUCCUAUAUGGCUUACCGUCAUCAAUGCCAUCCAAGUGGUUAUGGCUGUCAUUGCGAACCUGGUCCUGCUGCUCAACAUGGCCAGGAAAAUCAGAUUCUCGAUAGCCCAGCCAAUUACUAUAGUCACAUGGUACAUAUCCUCCAUCUGCCUCAUUGCACUCAACGCCACGGCCGCUGGCCCACUUGUACAGCAGCCCGAAGACAUCUACAUCUGGUCACAGGCCUUUUACUAUGGCAUCUAUGCUGCAUGUCUGUACUUUGUCUGCUCGUCGCUCAUGGUAGUGACAUUUUGGGGGGCAAUGAAGGGUCACUACUCCAAGGACUUCCAGUUGACUAACAGUCAGCGCACCCUGAUGCUCCAAACCAUCAUGUUUCUCGUGUACCUUCUUGUCGGAGCCCUGGUGUUCUCCACCAUCGAGGGCUGGCCAUAUCUAGAUGCGGUGUAUUGGGCCGAUGUCACCCUCUUCACUGUCGGAUUCGGUGACUUUUCCGCAGCAACUCCGCUCGGUCGGGCACUUCUCUUCCCUUAUGCCUUGAUCGGCGUCAUCAGCCUCGGUCUGGUCGUUGGCUCCAUCCGUAGCCUCGUACUUGAACGUGGCCAACGUCAAUUAAGCGCAAGGUUGAUGGAGAAGAAACGCAAAAGAACACUGAGGAGGAUGGUCCGCCGUGGCAAGGACGACGUGCUCAUCCCCGUAACAGACGAUGGGGACGAUGACGACUACCCAGAGAGGAGCACUGCCACCUUCACCGAGUAUCAGCGCCGAAAGAGAGAGUUUGAACUGAUGAGAAAGAUUCAGGCGCGGGCAGAGCACCGGAGGCGAUGGAUGGCCAUGGGGAUCUCGACCACGGUGUGGCUACUUCUCUGGCUGGUUGGUGCUGCCAUCUUUCAGCAAUGCGAGCUUCGGUACCAGGGUUGGACAUACUUUGACGGCUUCUACUUCGCAUUCGUCAGUCUGACCACCAUUGGAUAUGGUGAUGUCACUCCAAUCUCACCUGCCGGGAAGUCAUUCUUUGUGAUCUGGUCUUUGCUCGCAUUGCCUACCAUGACAGUACUCAUCUCGAACGCCGGCGACACUGUGGUAAAGUUUGUCCGUGAAGCUACAGACAAGCUGGGCACUGUCACUAUCCUACCAGAUGAAAAAGGUUUCAAAAAGGCGUUAAAGGAGAUGGUAGGGCCACUCUCUUUGGGUCAAGUGUUUGGCAAGGAUAGCGAUGUCGAGGAGAGCCCACCGGGAGGUCUCGGCUUUGCAGAAGAGCACGGUGAUGAUACCGAAGAUGAAGAGGCCGGCAGCGCCAAAUCCACGGGCUCACUGGACAGGGAAGCUCGAAACGUCACUAGCCAACAAUCGGGUAACUCACCAGUGAGUGAUGAUGGAGCACUCGCCGACGGAAAAGAUGGCACAGGCCCAGUUGAGAAACGAGACUCGCCCAUGGAUGGAACUCCUACCACGCAAACCGAAGCCACAUAUGACAUUCGCCGGUCAUCCACGGCACCAGUUCCCGUUCCUGCAAGCAAAGGCCACCUGAGCUUCAAGGAGCCGCAGGGCCGCUCUUCAUCAUCUAAGACUGGAAAUGUCGGCAUAAAGCGCUCGAUGACACCAAACGGCAAUGGACCCGGCGGGAAGGAUCCGAAUAACAUCAGGGCGCAAACCCUCAAAAUGAAACGUGCAGUGUCUGUCCCGCGUACAGCGGCCGAAAUCCCCCGAGAUGUGCCUACGGACCCCCACGAUUACCACCUGCUGCUGAUCGACGAAAUCAGCCGGGUGACCCAGCACCUCAAGUCCCACCCCCCACGCAAGUACGACUUCCAUGAGUGGGCCUGGUACCUCAAGCUCGUCGGCGAGGACGAGAGCAGCGCAGAUACGCACAAAAAGGCAGUUCCGAGGAGCAAGAAGAAGAACAAGAGUCGGGACCAGGAAGCCGAGGGAAAUGAUCCAGAGAAGCUGCAGUGGAGUUGGGUUGGCAGUCGUAGCCCACUUAUGGGGAGCCAAGAGGAAGCCGAGUGGAUUCUCGAAAAGCUGGAGCAGAAAUUGACUGGGGAAUUGAGGGCUGCCAGGGAUGCUGCCAGGAAGAAGGCUUCCGUUGGGUGA
Messenger RNA from Diaporthe batatas, 2382 nucleotides. RefSeq lists its product as uncharacterized. NCBI's taxonomy places the organism in Eukaryota, Fungi, Ascomycota, Sordariomycetes, Diaporthales, Diaporthaceae. Bases 1 to 2382 code for a protein of 793 amino acids. Gene Ontology annotation, molecular function: potassium ion leak channel activity. The record is from RefSeq and is a predicted model, not a curated record. The transcript is spliced from 3 exons. Gene Ontology annotation, biological process: stabilization of membrane potential; potassium ion transmembrane transport. Gene Ontology annotation, cellular component: membrane.